AUGCCGAUUACAAGUGAUAUCACUCUCAACGUUUCCAACUUUAGUCUUGACAGUGUCGCCGAUGAUACCAAAAAGACUAAUGCGUUCAUCGAGGGCAUUACUAUCAAAGGCCCACGAUGGCAUGAGAUCGGCGCGCCAAAAUACCGUCAGAUGAGAGAGACUGGCGAGACUCCUCUCCCUUUGCCAGUCUACCUACCCGAGGCCAAGGAUUCCGCGGUGCCAUCGAGGGACACUGGUCGUUCAGUUCCCAUCCGCGUUUACACACCUGACAACGGAAAGCCAAGCAAGGGGAUUUUCCUUCACAUCCAUGGCGGAGGCUUUGUGCUUGCCACGCAUCGACACCAAGACCGCACCCUUCAGCGCUAUGCCAACGAGUGUCAACUGACAGCCAUUUCCGUCGGCUACCGCCUUGCGCCCGAGGACCCUUGGCCUGCUGCCAUCCACGACUGCUUCGAUGCAGCGGAGUACUUGGUCGACCAUGGGGUAGCGGACUACGGUGCCAGACUUCUUUUCGUAAGCGGCGAGUCUGCAGGCGCGUGUCUCUCCGCAUUAACUGCAUUCCACCUCCUACGCGCACGACCGAAUCACCGACUUGCGGGGCUCAUUUUCCCCUUUGGGCAGUUCGACUUGACCCUUAAUCUCCCCAAGGCGUCCCUCUUCGAGCGCCCGCUCAUCAUCAAUCGUGAGGAGCUACAGAAGUUUGGGGACGCCUAUACUCCAGGCAUGAGUAUCGAAGGCCGACGGAAUCCUCUUAUUUCGCCCUUGUAUGAUGACAUGGAGACUCUCGCACGUGUGGCUCCGGAAAAUUCUCUCCCGCCUGCUUUGUUUCUAUGUGGGACAGAGGAUCCUCUUCUCGACGAUACGCUGCUUAUGAGCCUUAAGUGGAUGAUUAGCGGCAGCGAAGCAGUCGUCAAAAUUUACCCAGGCGUGCCGCACGCAUUUACGGUAUUUCCCGGGUUUAAGCCAGGCGAGGAGGCAAUUGCGGUUGCAUUGCAGUUUGCGAAGGAGAAGCUGGAUGCUAGAACCGUCCUCUAG
This is a messenger RNA of Scedosporium apiospermum, 1035 nucleotides long. RefSeq names its product Acetyl esterase. Gene Ontology annotation, molecular function: triacylglycerol lipase activity; sterol ester esterase activity. Gene Ontology annotation, cellular component: cytosol. Gene Ontology annotation, biological process: triglyceride catabolic process. The transcript is spliced from 2 exons. The record is from RefSeq and is a predicted model, not a curated record. NCBI's taxonomy places the organism in Eukaryota, Fungi, Ascomycota, Sordariomycetes, Microascales, Microascaceae. Bases 1 to 1035 code for a protein of 344 amino acids.